Molecule: messenger RNA, 423 nt
Organism: Protomyces lactucae-debilis
Lineage: Eukaryota; Fungi; Ascomycota; Taphrinomycetes; Taphrinales; Protomycetaceae
Product: Rhodanese-like domain-containing protein
Exons: 1
Coding region: 1-423 (140 amino acids)
Cellular component (GO): cytoplasm; nucleus
Molecular function (GO): protein tyrosine phosphatase activity
Source: RefSeq, a predicted model, not a curated record
AUGAGCGCUGCUAAGAAGAACUGGUAUGAUUCCUUUCCGACACCAAAAUCUAUUCCGGCUCAAGUGUCUCCCGAAGUUCUCCGAGAAAUGAUGCUCGAGUCUGCUCAAGACGAAGAUACUGCCUUUGUCGUGGUCGAUGUACGUCGGACAGAUUUCACCGAGAGUGCUAUUCCAGGCGCCGUCAACAUUCCUGCUCAAUCAUUCUUUCUCUCUCUGGCAACAUUGGCCAAGAUCUUCGGCGACCGUACAGUGAUAUUCCAUUGUCAGUCAAGCUUAGGCCGUGGCACACGAUGUGCAGCAUGGUACGACGAUUACCUCGAGGAGCACAAGCUGGAAGGACAAUCUGCCAUUUUGACUGGCGGCAUCAAAGCGUGGCGCGAAAAGUUCCCAGACUGCCUCAUGAAGAUUCCCGAGGAAGCAUAA